AAAAAAAAUUGGGGGGCUCAGGACAAAGGAAGCGGGAGCUGAGCAGCCUGCCUGGCCGGGGCCACGCUGCAAGAGGGGCAGCAUCCUUGCCGGAGACCCCUAGUUAUGAGCCAUCCCUCUGCACCCAGAUCUUGACGCAGAAGAGACCCAGCGGAGAACGGGGAGCACGCCGUUGACUCACAGCCAUGGAGGGCGGCAUGCAGCUUCUCAACCGGGAUGGCCACAGCAUCUCCCACAACUCCAAGCGGCACUACCACGACGCCUUCGUGUGCAUGAACCGCAUGCGGCAGCGGGGCCUGCUCUGCGACAUCGUGCUGCAUGUGGGCACCAAGGAGAUCAAGGCCCACAAGGUUGUGCUGGCAUCCUGCAGCCCCUACUUCCACGCCAUGUUUACAAAUGAGAUGAGUGAAAGCCGCCAGACCCACGUGACUCUGCACGACAUUGACCCCCAGGCCCUGGAGCAGCUGGUGCAGUAUGCCUACACAGCAGAGAUCGUGGUGGGCGAAGGGAACGUGCAGACGCUCCUGCCCGCAGCCAGCCUCCUGCAGCUCAACGGGGUGCGGGAUGCAUGUUGCAAGUUCCUCCAGCUGAACUCCUCCAACGGCCUGGGCAUCCGGGGCUUUGCCGACACACACUCCUGCAGCGAUUUGCUCAAAUCAGCCCACAAGUACGUCCUCCAGCACUUUGUGGAGGUGUCCAAGACGGAGGAGUUCAUGCUGCUGCCACUCAAGCAGGUGCUGGACCUUGUUUCUAGCGACAGCCUCAACGUGCCCUCAGAGGAAGAAGUGUACCGGGCUGUGCUCAGCUGGGUCAAACAUGAUGUGGACAGCAGGAGGCAGCACGUUCCCAGGCUCAUGAAGUGUGUCCGGUUGCCCUUGCUGAGCCGCGACUUCCUGAUGAGCAAUGUGGACACGGAGCUCCUGGUCCGGCACCAUUCGGAGUGCAAGGACCUGUUGAUCGAGGCCCUUAAGUACCACCUCAUGCCGGAGCAGAGGGGGGUCCUCGGCAACAGCAGGACCAGGCCCCGGCGGUGCGAGGGGGCCAGCACAGUGCUCUUUGCUGUUGGUGGGGGGAGCCUUUUCGCCAUCCACGGAGACUGCGAGGCCUAUGACACGCGGACGGACCGGUGGCACAUGGUGGCCUCCAUGUCCACCCGGAGGGCCAGGGUGGGCGUCGCUGCCAUCGGAAACAAGCUGUACGCCGUGGGCGGCUAUGAUGGGACCUCGGACUUGGCCACCGUGGAGUCAUAUGACCCAGUGACCAACUCCUGGCAGCCGGAGGUGUCCAUGGGCACCCGGCGGAGCUGCCUGGGUGUGGCAGCACUCCACGGGCUCCUGUACGCCGCAGGGGGUUACGACGGAGCCUCCUGUCUGAACAGCGCAGAGAGGUACGAUCCCCUGACGGGCACCUGGACAUCAAUUGCUGCCAUGAGCACAAGGAGGAGAUAUGUUCGGGUGGCGACAUUAGAUGGCAAUCUCUACGCUGUCGGGGGCUACGACAGCUCGGCCCACUUGGCAACGGUGGAAAAGUACGAGCCUCAGAUCAACACAUGGACCCCGAUCGCCAACAUGUUGAGUCGCCGGAGCAGCGCGGGUGUGGCUGUGCUUGAGGGGAUGCUCUAUGUGGCCGGCGGCAAUGACGGGACCAGCUGCCUUAACUCGGUGGAGCGCUACAACCCGAAGACCAACACCUGGGAGAGCGUGGCGCCCAUGAACAUCCGGAGAAGCACCCACGACCUGGUGGCCAUGGACGGGUGGCUCUACGCGGUGGGGGGGAAUGACGGCAGCUCCAGCCUCAACUCCAUCGAGAAGUACAACCCCCGCACCAACAAGUGGGUGGCAGCUUCGUGCAUGUUCACGCGCCGCAGCAGCGUGGGUGUGGCGGUGCUGGAACUGCUCAACUUCCCGCCUCCCUCCUCGCCGACGCUCUCCGUGUCCUCGACGAGCCUUUGACAAAGAGUCCGGUCGGACCUUACCUCAAGGGGCCUGGAGCGCCUGGCGGAGCGCCAGGCCAGCCUGGCCUGACCCAUGCAGCAGUCAGUCCCUGUAGAAGGGAGCCAGGGCGCCGGCUGCUGCCUCCCACCCCAGCCAUUCCCUGAGCCCCUCAGGGACUCUCCCUCUCUUGGUGCACGCCCAGGGGGCUCAGAGGAAGGUGAGAACUGCACUUCCCAAGCGAGGCUCCUCUCUCCCCGUGUCUGUGGGCGGGGAAGGGGGAUGCCCUCGGCUCCGUCCACACCCCUGCUCCACCGCUCCACCGAUCCUUCUCCUUUUGUUUCCUUUAUGGGCUGGCCCAGCCCCUUGAAACCAUUGCUGCUUUUAGGGCUUCACGUGACCCGAUGUGCUGCACGCUGGCACAGCCAUGCUGGGGAGGAGCCAGGAACGCUUGAGGCCGGGGGGACGCGGGGCACCGCUGACGCACACGGCACUCCCCCGGGAAACAGCAGGAUGUCCCCCCGCGCCUCUGAAUGCCACCUUAGCCACACACUCCUCAACCAAGCCCGUAGCGCACUGUUACAGACUCGGAGACCACCGUACGUCUCGCAAUGGUGUCUAAUCGAUGCCUUAAAAAACCCCAGCUGGGGUGACAGGGCGGGGAGGAAGCGAGGUCUGGGCAGCGCAUCCUGAACCCCUCUGCGUUUCUACCCUUUGCUGACCCCUGCCCCACACACUAGAUCCCAGGGUGCCCAUGCUGAGAUGCCUCAGCCAGCUGGAUGGAUGGAAGAAGUUCAACACCAUUGGAGCCGAGACACCCCACGGUGACUACAGACCAUCCUUAGCCUCUUGGUUGGGAACAGCCCCAUCCAUGUGCUAUUUCCCGGUCUGCCAAGAAGGUCCCAGAAUUGCAGCAGGACUUGGUUACUUAACAAUAACACUGUGGCCCUGGACGGCAGGGCAGGGCUGGGGGGAGCGGGGUGCUGCACGGCACUAUUUAUUUCAUGUUUGCCUUUUUAUUUGGAUGCUAAUCUUUUGAUUUUAAUUAUCCAUUCGUUUAUUUUUUUUAAAGCGAUUCUGGUGUUCUCUGCCCCAGCCGCGUCUCCGCCAUUGGAGGCACCAGGGGAUGUGGGGAGUAAACCAGAAGGGCAUUUUCUUUAAUUGUCAAUGAGACAAUGAUCAUGGCUUGGAAGGAACUCUCUUUAGAGGUGUGUGCGCGUGCAUGUGUGUGGGGCUACGUGUUCAGUGAAACCAGCAUGGACGGGACCACUUGCCAGUAGCAACUCCCUGGAGUCUUAAGCUACCACUUUAGUUAACUAAAAGUUGAACCAAUCUACACUGUAAACCACAGGUUGGUCCUCGUGGACUCACCUGUACCAGGGAACCUCGCGGGUGGUGGCUUAAGAUCUGCUUUCACUGCAUGGGCUGUAAUUCGAGUGUGCACCUGUGCGCAUGUGUGAUUUGCCCUGAGACAAAUUUAUCAGGUGUUCUCCACGGUAUCGAGGAACGGCUCAACCACUGGUACCUCAGCAGCACCGGACGGCUGCUCUGUGAUUAUGGCGUAGCUAAAGACUGUUUCAUUCUCCGUUUCUUUUUCUUUCCUCACCUGAAUCCCUUCUUCCCCACAUUGUUUUAACUUAUGGCAAUACUUACUAGCCUGGAUUUUCAGAAGGGACUAGGCAUUUCUUUGCUUUUGGAGUUUUUAAUUUGAGACAAUUUUUAAAGGGGCAUGCUUUCUCAUGGGGAGCGCAUUCGGUAUGUGAUACAAGCUCAUUGAUGGUGCCUGAAGUUUGGCACCUCAAAUCACUAGCUGCUUUGUAAAACUGAGACCACUGUCCCAAAAAUGUGGCCUAGGCUGCUUGGCCUGAAGGAGAUUUUAGGCUUUUAAACUGCAUUUUGAAGAUCUCUGUUUUUCAGUUCCCUUUUUUAAUUUUGCAAGUCUGAAGCCUUCACAUGGACUUUCCCAUUCCUGCAUAUGACACCGUUUUGAUGUCCAAACGCUGAUCACAAGGUGAAGUUACCUCUCUCUUAAUGCGGCAAUAGUGUUGACUCAUUACACAGUCAGCAUUUUGGGUUAAGUCGGUCACCCUGUCUUGUCCAAAAUUGUGGUAGUAUCUUCUGUUUCCUCCCCACUUCUCUAAGGGGGACAUGAGUGUGUGUGCAUGUGUGUGUGCAUGUAUGCGAGAGAGUACUAGAGAGAUAUUAUCUUGCUCCCUUUCCCGCUCUUUUUCUCGCCGUACCCAUGAGCCACAUCAGGAUCCCAGGUUUCAAGCCAAUUCGUGACAACCUGCACCUCUGCCUCUAGGAUCCUCUUUAGAGGAGGCACAGGAGAAUCCUAGAGGACCCCCCAAAGCACCUGCCUUAAAGCUUUCUGGGCAUUUUGGAGGCUAAAGGUGCCAGCUGCUGUGGCUUGGGAGAAGUCCUGGGAUUUCAACUGUGUCCUAUGGGUAAGGCAGAGAAAGUGAGGGCCCUGCAGGCCAGCUUCUCCUACCUGCCCUCCUCCCAACAUAGGAGUGGGCUGGCAUGAGGGGAAGAACCAUGGAGGGUACAGGAAGGAGUUGCUGAGGGUGGGCAAAGGCCUUAGUUAAAACAUAGGAUGUUUGGGGUUUACAGCCACAGCUCAACCCCCUGAAGAUGAUGCCAGUGUUACUGUAGCAUGAAGGGCACUGCUGGCAAAUACUGUAUUUAUUUUAAUGGGGAGGUGAGGGGAUACACUGGCAGGGAAGCCAUGGGGUGUCCUGUCCAGCCAAGGAAGGUGCUGUAGCUCUACCCCAAGUGCAGUGUGGAGCAUCACAAGCAGUAUGAAUCCCUGGCAGGGGUGUCAGCAAUUCUCCAACCAUUGGGAGAGUGACUUUUAUCAGUCACACAAUCAUUUUUUAGCCUACAGGAUGGGGAGGAUUUCUGCCAGUCAGGUCCCGAGCAAGAGUGCCCACUAGCCUGAGAUAAUUUGAGCCUCUUUUGUGAAGGAAAAGAAAAGAACAUUUUACUGGGGGGAUUUAUUAACUAUGCAGCCACUAACUGCUUUGCUAUACUGGAACGGAGGGGGAAUAGGGGGGAUGCAGGGACUGCCUUAGCACUGCUGAAGUCCACAGAGCUAAGAGAUUUCAACCCCGGGGAUCCCAUUCAUACAAAGUGGAGGGGUUGGUCUCUGUGGUGCGGGGAUGCCACAGAUGCCAGGCAAAUGCCAGCCCCCUAGGCAGAAGUGGUGGCCUUGGUAUGUGUGUGUGUGCAUGUGUGUGUGUGUGUAUGGGAAGGGGAGCUGUCCACUCUUUGUCACUUCUUUACCAGUAUUAAUUGGUCUCUCACACCAAGCGUCACUCAUACGCGACUGAGAGACGUUCCUAAACCGCCAGCUCCGUCCUGCGUGGCUGCCAGGUCUGCUGCCAUGUUCCCCCCAGGGAGCUUGUCACCGUGUCAGAGUUUGUAGCAAGCUGGCCCCGUCCCGUCCUGGCAGAGCGAUUCACGUGGCCGGGCGGACGGGCAGACCCCGGUUCAUCCCCCGUCAAAAUGUCGUCGUUUUUAUUUAUAUGUAAGUUAUCUCGACUUAUUUAUGUGGAGCUCUGUGUUUGUUUGUUUUCUGAAUUUUGCACUACUCUCGGGAAUGGGGGGAUACAAGCAAUACAAGCCAAUGUGUAAAAUAAAGACGUUUUCUUGAA
Molecule: messenger RNA, 5587 nt
Organism: Alligator sinensis (Chinese alligator)
Lineage: Eukaryota; Metazoa; Chordata; Crocodylia; Alligatoridae
Gene: KLHL17
Product: kelch like family member 17
Exons: 12
Coding region: 186-1952 (588 amino acids)
Molecular function (GO): protein binding
Source: RefSeq, a predicted model, not a curated record